Messenger RNA from Felis catus (domestic cat), 2589 nucleotides. It is a transcript of the gene EPOP, whose product is annotated as elongin BC and polycomb repressive complex 2 associated protein. The record is from RefSeq and is a predicted model, not a curated record. Gene Ontology annotation, biological process: neuron fate commitment. The transcript has a single exon. The coding region runs from base 524 to 1663 and encodes 379 amino acids. NCBI's taxonomy places the organism in Eukaryota, Metazoa, Chordata, Mammalia, Carnivora, Felidae.
GUCCAAUCAGCGGCGGGCUCGCGGCCCCGGCGCUGGUAUUGGGGCAGCGAGGGGGCAGUUCUCUAUAACGCGGUCUCCGGGAGCCAGCGGGGAAGAAAGAAGCCGAGCGGGCGGAAGGCGCCCUCCCCGCCGCCUGGGCCCGGGCACCGGGUGCCGGGCCCGGGGUCCUUCCCGCCUCCCGCGGCCGCCGGCCGCUUUGUUUCCCCAGCCUCUGCGCUCUGGGCUACUCAAGAGGGGCUCCCGCCGGGGCUGCGCGGGGAACGCGGCGGCGGCAGGAAGGGCGGCCGACCGGGCCGGGACUCGCAGGGACCCAGGAGUCCGGCCGCCGGGAGGGCCGCGUGACGAGAUCGAGGAGGGAGCCAGAGCCCCGCGGCCCAGGGUUGCGGGCCGGGGGCGCCCGUGAGCAGAGACCUCCCCGUCGAGGGGGGGCGAUGUUCCCCUCGCCCGUGGGCUCUUCGGGCAGCCAGGGCACACCGCCGCUGGGACCAGGGCCCCCGCAGUGGGCACCCCCCCGGGCGGUUCCAUGGAGACUCUGUGCCCCGCUCCCCGCCUCGCAGUGCCGGCGUCCCCGCGAGGGUCGCCUUGCUCCCCGACACCCCGGAAGCCGCGUCGGGGGACACAGGAGUUCUCUCCACUGUGCCUGCGUGCCCUUGCCUUCUGCGCCCUUGCCAAACCUCGAGCGUCCUCUCUGGGCCUGGGGCCUGGGGAGUUGGCGCCGCGGGCCCCGGUGCUGGUGGGCCCUCGCGCCCCGCUGUGCACCGGCGGCUGGGCCCCGGAUGGCCUGAAGCACCUCGCGGGACAAGCCGGGCGGUCCGGUGAUCCGAACUCCCCGGCCGGUCAGGAUGCCGAAGCCGCAGUGUGCUGGAGCCGUGGCGAGGAGGAAGAGGGCGGAGGCAGUUUCCCGCACUUCAGCUCCCGCUCCGGCGUACCUCCCGGCCGCUGCCCGGCGCCUCGGCGCCCUCGGGAAUCUCCGACCAGCUCCGCCUCGGCUCCGCCUCGGCCAGCCUCGGGUCUCGACUCCCAGCCUGGCCCCGCCGCCAGCCCCCAUCAGGAGCCCAGUUCCCGGCCUCCGCCGCCACCUGCGGGCCUCUCUACCGAGUCUGCGGGUCCCGGGGCUGCGCCGGAGCCGCCCGCACCGGGACAGACGGCCGCAGUCGAUGGAAACCCCCCGCAGGCCGCCCCCGAGGCACCAGCCGCUAGCCCCUCGACGGCCAGCGGAGCUUCGGCCGCGCCCGGCGAUCUCCGCCAGGAACAUUUCGAUCGUCUGAUCCGCCGGUCGAAACUUUGGUGUUACGCGAAGGGCUUCGCCCUCGACACUCCGAGUUUGCGCCGGGGGCCCGAGCGGCCGCCAGCAAAAGGGGCCGCCCGGGGAGCCGCCAAGAAACGCCGGCGACCGCCACCCCCCCAUCGCAGCACGCAGCCCCGCCGCCCUGCACCGACGCUCCCCACGACGAGCACCUUCAGCCUCCUCGACUCCUUCCCCUGCCCCCCGGCCCUGGUGGUAGGGGAGGACGGAGACUUAGGGCCGGCAUCCUCGCUUCGCCUCCAGGGAGACUCUAAGCCCCCGCCUGCCCACCCACUGUGGAGGUGGCAGAUAGGGGGUCCUGCUGUCCCUGAGCCCCCAGGCCUUAAAUUCUGGGGGAUCAACUUGGAGGAACUCUGAGCAGAGACCUCUCCUACCAAUGGGGAAAAAAGUUGGGGCCACGGCCAAACUUUGGGCUCGAGGACGGGGCCUCGUGUGUCGCAUUUGCCUGUUCCCUUUACGUUUUAAGGGCUGCGGUCAGAGGGACCUCAAAUGACAGUGAUCUUCAAGCACCUAGCUGUUUGGGGUGACACCCCCUCCCCCUCAUCCUUUGGAGUCGAACCAAGGGCUGGAGUCAGGAGAAGGCUUAACGGAAAAAGGCUUAAUGACAUAGAUUCCAAUCCCUCCCCUCUUCCAUCUCGGAUCUCUGGGGGCAGGGCCUUCACCCCAGGGGGAGCAAAGGAGGCUACCGCUCAAAGACAAGGAAAAAAAAAAAGAGGGAGAGAGACCUUGGUGAUGGACAAACCGGUUGUUUCUGUGGGCGAGCCUGGGGAUGAGGGGGCUGUGGUGGGGGUGGGGAGGUGAUUGGCAGCUCCCUGGGGGCAUCCCCCACCCCCACCAUCCAGGCCUUUAACCCUUCACUCCCCUCAGGCAUUCCCCCCCGCGCUCCCAGCAUCACUGGAACCUUCCUAGAGGGGGCAGCUCGGGCAGGGGGAAGAUCACCCCCUCCCAGUUCUUUUCCUAAGCCCUCUCCCCGCCCUCCCUCCCCCCAAGGCAGGUGACUUCUAAUUGGCGAGAUCUUCAGUCUCAGCCACCAACCUUUCCCUUUUGUCCAGUUUUGGAGUUUCUUCAAUUUUUCCUGUUUGUUUUCAGUUUGUAAGGUCUGAUGGGUGAAAGAGGACCUUCUCCCUGGAUCCAUCAACCCCCUCCCCCAGUUUGCUUCUCCAAUUAGGAGGGGACCUCCUCCCCCUCCAAAAGCACAGACUUUGCCUGGGGAAAGGGCCAGAGACUGUCCCAGGGAAAGUAAUGGAAGGUGGAAGAAAUCAAUAAAAUCAGACCAAACCAGU